Zalophus californianus (California sea lion) is the source of this 3612-nucleotide messenger RNA. RefSeq names its product potassium calcium-activated channel subfamily U member 1 (gene KCNU1). Gene Ontology annotation, cellular component: membrane. The coding region runs from base 12 to 3281 and encodes 1089 amino acids. Gene Ontology annotation, molecular function: monoatomic ion channel activity. The transcript is spliced from 27 exons. Gene Ontology annotation, biological process: transmembrane transport; reproductive process; potassium ion transport. The record is from RefSeq and is a predicted model, not a curated record. Lineage: Eukaryota; Metazoa; Chordata; Mammalia; Carnivora; Otariidae.
GAUCUGGGAAAAUGGCCUGCUCAAGUGAGAUCCAAGCAGCGUUUAUUCUCUCUUCCUUUGUAACCUUCUUCCUUGGACUCCUCAUCUUACUCAUUUGCAGACUAAUCUGGAGAACCAUUAAAAAAUGGCAAAACAUCAAGGGAACAGGAAUUCUCUUGGAACUACUCUUGACAAAGAGCAUCGGGAGUAAACAUUUAAAAAGUCUCCACUUCCAAGGAGUAUUUCGUAAUCGUAUAGAAAUGCUGCUUUCAGCACAGACCUUUGUGGGUCAAGUGUUGGUGAUCCUUGUAUUUGUACUAAGCAUUGGGUCUCUAAUAAUCUAUUUCAUCAACUCUUCUGACCCUGUUGGAAGCUGUUCUUCAUAUGAAGACAAAACCAUCCCUAUUGAUUUGACUUUCAAUGUGUUCUUUAGUUUCUAUUUUGGGUUGAGAUUUGUGGCAGCCGAUGACAAGAUCAAGUUCUGGUUGGAGAUGAAUUCAAUUGUAGACAUCUUUACCAUUCCACCAACCUUUAUUUCUUAUUAUUUGAAGAGUAAUUGGCUAGGUUUACGGUUCUUAAGAGCUUUGCGGCUGCUAGAACUCCCUCAAAUCCUGCAAAUUCUCCGAGCCAUCAGAACCAGCAAUGCAGUGAAGUUUUCCAAACUGUUAUCAAUAGUCCUCAGUACCUGGUUCACUGCUGCAGGUUUCAUUCACCUGGUGGAAAAUUCUGGUGAUCCCUGGCUCAAAGGUAGAAAUUCACAGAAUAUAUCAUAUUUUGAGUCUAUUUACCUGGUCAUGGCAACAACGUCAACUGUUGGCUUUGGAGAUGUGGUAGCCAAGACAUCCCUAGGACGGACCUUCAUCAUGUUUUUCACUCUGGGGAGUUUGAUCCUAUUUGCAAAUUAUGUCCCUGAAAUGGUGGAACUUUUUGCUAACAAGAGGAAAUAUACCAGUUCCUAUGAAGUAGUCAAAGGGAAGAAGUUCAUUGUGGUCUGUGGAAACAUUACAGUUGACAGCGUGACUGCAUUCCUGAGGAAUUUUCUCCGCCAUAAGUCAGGGGAAAUCAACAUCGAGAUUGUUUUUCUGGGAGAGGUCCCUCCUUCCUUGGAAUUAGAAACCAUAUUUAAGUGCAACAUGGCCUAUACAACUUUUAUUUCUGGAUCUGCACUUAAGUGGGAUGAUCUGAGGCGUGUUGCGGUGGAAUCUGCAGAAGCAUGCCUGAUUAUAGCCAACCCUUUGUGCAGUGAUUCCCAUGCUGAAGACACUUCAAACAUUAUGAGGGUUCUCUCUAUCAAGAACUAUAACCCUAAUACCAGAAUCAUCAUACAGAUACUUCAAUCCCAUAACAAGGUUUUUCUGCCAAAAAUCCCCAGCUGGAACUGGAAUACCGGAGACAACAUCAUCUGCUUUGCCGAGUUAAAACUUGGCUUCAUCGCCCAAGGCUGUCUGGUGCCAGGCUUGUGCACCUUUCUAACGUCUCUAUUUGUUGAACAAAACAAAAAGGUUUCUCCUAAACAGCCCUGGCAAAAAUAUUUCUUUAAUGGCCUGAAGAACAAAAUCCUUACUCAACGUCUCUCUGAUGACUUUGCUGGAAUGAGUUUUCCUGAAGUUUCCCGGCUCUGUUUUGUGAAGAUGGGACUCAUGCUGAUAGCCAUCGAACACAAAUCCAUGUUUCAUGGUUACUGUGGUCUGCUACUAAAUCCACCUGCACAAGUUAGGCUGUGUAAGAACACACUAGGAUUCUUUAUUGCUGAAUCUACAAAGGAAGUCAUAAGAGCCUCCUUUUACUGUGCCACCUGUCACAGUGAUAUCUUUGCUCCUGAGCUAAUUGAAAAAUGUAGCUGCAAAGCCAAGAUCCAUCGACACUUCCCAGAUUGCUGUGUUCUUGCAGGGACAACAGGGAUGGUAAAGAAAAACAGCAUGAAGGAAUUCUCUGAUUCUACGGUACAUGACUGUAUGAUGUGGGGACAGCCAAGACUGAUGAGCAAUGUCAGCUUCACCACCAGGACUUUUCUGUAUGAAACAGUACAAGAUUCUGACUGGCUUGAUAGCAGCGGUAUGUUUCACUGGUGCAGAGCAAUCCCUUUGGACAGUGUGAUUCUGAAACGAAUGGACAAGUCAAAACAUGAGUUUCGGAACCAUGUAGUAGCAUGUGUCUUUGGAGAUGCUACCUCAACAUUGAUGGGGCUUCGGAAUUUUGUAAUGCCCUUGAGAGCUAGCAGCUAUACACGGCCAGAGCUGAAAGACAUUGUGUUCAUUGGGUCUCUGGAUUACCUGAAGAGAGAAUGGCUAUUUCUCCGGAAUUUUCCCCGGAUAUAUAUUCUACCUGGAUCUGCACUCUUUCCUGAAGACCUCUAUGCAGCCAACAUAGAGGAAUGUUCCAUGUGUGCUGUCUUAUCCUCCUCAUCCAAGGCAUCAAGCAACCCAGCUUUGGUAGACGCAGAGACCAUCAUGGCCACCCUCAACAUUGGAUCACUGAGGAUUAGCUGCUCUACACAGACACCUGAAGAAUCACAAGGGACUUCAGAGAACUUUAGUGGAUGUUCUGGGAAAUCAAAAUACCGAAGAAUCCCCAUCCUCACCGAACUGAAAAAUCCUUCCAAUAUCCACUAUAUUGAACAGCUGAGUGGACUGGAUGAAUCCUUCUCAGGAACAAGCCUGCAUCUCAGCACAUCCUUUUCCACAGGCACUGUCUUUUCUGGCAGCUUCUUGGAUUCCCUCCUGGCCACAGCCUUCUACAAUUAUCACGUCCUGGAAUUACUUCAGAUGCUGGUGACAGGAGGGAUAAGUUCUCAGCUGGAACACCAUUUGGAUAAGAGUAUCUGUGGGCUGACCCACAGCUGCACUUCAGUUAUGUCUGGAAGAGCGCGGUGUAAGCUGGGGCUUCUGUCCUUAACUGAAACCAUUUUGUCAGACAUUAAACCAAGAAAGACAUUUGGGCAAGUGUUCUGUGGCUCAUUAGAUAAUUUUGGAAUCCUGUGCCUUGGUUUAUACCGCAUGAUAGAUGAAGAGGAGAACAAGCCAGAACAAAAAAGGGGAGUAUCCUUGCUUGGAGAGUUUGUGAUCACCCGGCCAGCCAAUGACUUUAAGCUCCUGCCCUCGGAUCUUGUGUUUUGUGCCAUCCCUUUCAGCACUUCUUAUUACAAAUUGGAUACUUCAUCUCAGAGUCCAUAUGAAAUAAUAAAUAUAGUGCCAACAUCAGAGAAACCUACAAACAUAAAUCAUUCUCCUACCAUUGAGCCAGUCCACCGGACUACAACAAAACCUUUGAUGACAUCUGGAGCCAAAAACUAUUUCCAUUAGUGAUUCUAAGCAAGCUGUAUUGACUCAGAGCAAUAAACUAUCAUCCCAGACACAUUUAGGUGAAACUGAAACUGUGAGAGAAAAUGGGAAGGAAAAAAUGAAGGAAAGCACAGAGGAGAAUGCCCCUGCUUCUUCAAAACCAAACUAAGGCCUGUUGAUAUUCUCCACAAGCCCCUAGCUCACUACUUGAAAAGCAUCUCCAGAGAUGGUGACUUUGAACAGGAAAAUAAAAACAGAAGUAUGCCACUUUUAUGCCCAUUGCUUAGUGGUGGAUCAGCAAGCCCACACUGGGGAGAGACAAAAGUCUCAUCCAAUCCCACUGGAUCUAGAG